ACCUGUACACAUGAAAAUAGGACGUUUUAAUGUAGCAAUCGAAAGUUGGACCCUUGGUCGGCAUGGAGGAUCUCUGGGUCAAUUUGGCAUACGAACAGUUCAGCGGAAGUGUCAAGGAGAGAGCAGCCUGUUACGUUAUCCAUAGACUCGACGAAGAGCAGAAGAGAAAAGGAAUCGUUACAGCAUCGAACGGCUGUUUUGCCAAAGGUCUUUGUCAUCAAGGUUACAUCCAGAAAUGUUCAGUCGUGGUUUUCGUGCCGCUUGGAACGGCGACGAGCACCGUUGAUUUUUGUCGAAAAUUGAACGGCACGAUAAUAAUCGAGGGUAAAAAUUUUGAGGAAACUAAGGAAAAAGCUGUGAGUUACAGCAACGCGAAUGGAAUUCUUUACGUCGAUACACACGAUCACCCGGAUUUGAUCGCCGCUCUGGGGACCGUGGUAACCGAAAUUUUAGAAGAAGUUUAUGAGCCUGACGUCAUAAUAGUUCCGGCUGGCGGAGGUGGACUUCUGGCUGGUACAGCUGUCGCAUCGAAGCACUUGUCACCUAAAACGAAAAUUUAUGUUAGUGCGACAGAAUCUUUGAUACAAUUGCAUGGUUGAAUCAAAUUUCUGCGAAGA
Venturia canescens is the source of this 617-nucleotide messenger RNA. Its product is annotated as L-threonine dehydratase biosynthetic IlvA-like. Bases 63 to 599 code for a protein of 178 amino acids. The record is from RefSeq and is a predicted model, not a curated record. The transcript is spliced from 3 exons. NCBI's taxonomy places the organism in Eukaryota, Metazoa, Arthropoda, Insecta, Hymenoptera, Ichneumonidae. Gene Ontology annotation, molecular function: threonine deaminase activity; L-serine ammonia-lyase activity. Gene Ontology annotation, biological process: L-serine catabolic process; L-threonine catabolic process.